GCCGUCUAUCGCCAGGUAGUUGCCUUUCACAUCCGAGUGCGUGUUUUUGAGCCUGAAGCGGUAUUUUUUACGGAUUUUUCACCUAGCCUCUAGACCUACAUUUCUUUCGAAGUGUAGGAUGCACUAAAUGGCGAUUGUUUCUCAAAGAUCCGUCGAUUUACGUAAAGAUAAGGACAUAAUAAUGCCGUCAGCUUUCGGUAUAAUCGAACCAGAGGACCGAAGGGACCCGCUCACCACGCACGGAUUAGCGGGACAAGUUAGCUCCAUAUCCGGAGCGACAUUCGCCGCACAAACAACUCCCCGCCUAACACAUACGCCGACCACGGAUUUUCAACCGCCCUACUUUCCGCCCCCCUACCCCCCGCAGUCGAUGGAUUUCAACGCGGCUGCGCAUAUGAACCCAGCCGAUCCCUACAUCAACCAUUUUAACCAGCAGUAUUUCCCAGACAACCGCCUACUGCAACGCGACGAACAACUGCAAAGGGGCUAUGCUGCCUACGGUAGAGACUACGCUAGACGGCCAGAUAUUUUAUAUCAAGCUGGCCACCCUGACUUACACCCGGAUUCCGCCCUACUCGGACUUCAUGGUUCUGCUCUGCCAGCGGCUUUGGAAGACGCUUCGCAGGGCGACGGCGACGCCUCCUUCGCUCAUUCCGAACACGGAAGCGUCAUCAAACGAGCUUCAUCAGUUCGUAAACACGAUAACAAGGACCUCGUUGUCUCCGGCCUUCACUCUCCGGCUGAUGUCUUUUGCCAAGUUCCCGGCCGCUUAUCACUCCUCUCGUCUACCUCCAAAUACAAGGUGACAGUCGCCGAAGUUCAACGAAGGUUAAGCCCACCCGAAUGUCUCAACGCCAGUUUAUUAGGCGGUGUUCUACGGAGAGCGAAAUCGAAGGACGGCGGCAGGAGGCUGAGGGAUCGAUUGGAAAAGAUCGGGCUCAAUCUGCCGGCUGGCAGACGGAAGGCGGCAAACGUAACGUUGUUCACAUCGCUUGUUGAAGGCGAAGCUGUUCGAAUGGCCCGAGACUUUGGUUAUUUAUGCGAAACGGAAUUUCCAUCCCGCCAAACCGCCGAAUACGUAGUCCGCCAACACAGCGAUCCAACAGAACAGCAUACGAGGAAACAAAUGAUUCUAGCAGCAAAAACCGUAGUUAAGGAACUUUGCGAUGUAAUCAACCAAGACCGCUCGCCUUUAGGCAAUACCCGGCCACAGACAAUCCUUGAUCCGAGUAUACAGCGCCACCUCACCCAUUUCUCGCUUAUUACACAUGGAUUCGGCUCACCGGCCAUGGUGGCCGUCUUAAAUUCGGUGCAAACUUUCCUUGGCGAAAUGCUCAAACAGAUCGAGAAGAAUUUUCCAAGUACAGUCAACGUCGGCCCAAUCGACGCGAAAAGUUCGGGAAAAGAGAAAGAAAACCGUAAAUAGCGCCAUCUUCCGCCUUGGGACUGACAAAAAAGUUAUAUAUAUAUAUAUAUAUAUAUG
This is a messenger RNA of Dimorphilus gyrociliatus, 1483 nucleotides long. The record is from the annotation of a GenBank genome assembly. Lineage: Eukaryota; Metazoa; Annelida; Polychaeta; Dinophilidae.